Molecule: messenger RNA, 2158 nt
Organism: Hirundo rustica (Barn swallow)
Lineage: Eukaryota; Metazoa; Chordata; Aves; Passeriformes; Hirundinidae
Product: histidine--tRNA ligase, cytoplasmic-like
Exons: 12
Coding region: 1-1533 (510 amino acids)
Biological process (GO): mitochondrial translation; histidyl-tRNA aminoacylation
Cellular component (GO): mitochondrion; cytoplasm
Molecular function (GO): histidine-tRNA ligase activity; identical protein binding; ATP binding
Source: RefSeq, a predicted model, not a curated record
AUGCUGCGCCUCGGGCCCUGCGCCGCCGCCGCCGCCCGCUGCCUACCGGCGGGGCCCCGCCCCGGGCCGCUGUGCCUCGCUGGGAGCCGCGGCAGCUUCGCCCGGUCCCGGCCGCCGGCCGGUGACUGCGAACCCCUGUCCCGGCAGGUGGGGGCGGCGGCGGGCGGCGAGCGGGCGCCGGUGCUAAAGACGCCCAAGGGCACCCGCGACCACGCACCGGCGCAGGCGGCGCUCCGUGACCGGCUCCUGAGCGCCGUGGUGUCCUGCUUCAAGCGGCACGGGGCGGCCGCCAUCGACACCCCCGUGCUGGAGCUGCGGGAGACGCUGAUUGGGAAGUAUGGGGAGGGCACGAAGCUCAUCUACGAGCUGCAGGACCAGGGAGGGGAGCUGCUGGCCCUGCGCUAUGACCUCACUGUGCCCUUUGCUCGCUACCUGGCAAUGAACAAGAUCACCAACAUGAAGCGCUACCACGUCGCCAAGGUGUACAGGAGGGACAACCCGGCCACAACGCGGGGCCGCUACCGCGAGUUCUACCAGUGCGACUUUGACAUCGCCGGGCAGUUUGACCCGAUGAUUCCCGAUGCUGAGUGCCUGAAGAUCGUGCACGAGAUCCUGACUGACCUGCAGCUCGGGGACUUUGUCAUCAAGGUCAAUGACCGUCGGAUUUUGAAUGGUGUGUUUGCCAUCUGUGGUGUUCCAGAGAGCAAGUUCAUACCUGCCUGCUGCACUGUGGACAAGCUGGACAAGAUGCCAUGGGAAGAAGUGAGGAGUGAGAUGGUGGGAGAGAAGGGGCUCUCUCCCGAGGCUGCGGAUCGCAUCGGGGAGUAUGUCCAGCUCCACGGUGGGCUGGACCUGAUCGAGCGGCUUCUGCAGGACCCAAAGCUAUCCCAGAACAAGCUGGCCAAGGAAGGGCUGGGGGACAUGAAGCUGCUGUUUGAGUACCUGACGCUGUUUGGCAUCACAGGCAAGAUCUCCUUCGACCUGAGCCUGGCGCGGGGCCUGGACUAUUACACGGGGGUGAUCUUUGAGGCUGUGCUGCUGCAGCAGGAGAACGAGCACGUGGAGGAGGCGGUCAGCGUUGGGAGCGUGGCUGGAGGCGGCCGCUAUGACGGGCUGGUGGGGAUGUUUGAUCCCAAGGGCCGGAAGGUGCCCUGUGUGGGGGUCAGCAUUGGGAUCGAGCGGAUCUUCUCCAUCCUGGAACAGAGACUGGAGGCUUCUGGGGAGAAACUUCGAACAACUGAGACGCAAGUGCUGGUGGCUACACCACAGAAACACCUGCUUGCUGCCAGAAUGAAGCUCAUCUCCGAGCUGUGGGAUGCAGGGAUCAAGGCAGAGAUGCUGUACAAGAAAGAUCCUAAAUUGCUGAAGCAGCUGCAGUAUUGUGAGGCCACAGGGAUCCCCCUUGCUGCCAUUGUGGGAGAGCAGGAGCUGGCAGAUGGAGUUGUGAAGCUGCGAGAUGUUGCAACAAGAGAGGAGGUUGAUAUCCCCAGAGAAAAGCUUAUUGAUGAGAUCAGGAGGAGGCUGGAGCCCUGAGGGCUUCUGUGGCUCGAGCUGCUUGGCUGAAGUGCUGCACAACUGGAGCCCUCCUGCAGCGCCCUCAGCCAUUCACUGCCCGCUGCGGUCUGGGUAACAUCCACUCACCUACGGCUCAUUGCCUGGGCUAAGGCACUGAGAACAGAGGAGUAAGAGGGUUUUAAAAGCUAUGGACAGUGCAGUCACCAGGUUAACCUGGUUAGCUUCUCUGAAGGUCAAGUUUGUGUGUUCCUAGUACUGCAGCCCCUCUACCUACUACAGCCAUUUCCAUCACUCUAGGUGGUGCUGGCACUGAUGGAUGUGGUGCAGCUCAAGCAGGAUCAGGUGGAAUUCCAGAUUUGGGCGGGGGGAUCCGUGGUGCGUUGGGCACCUGCCAGCUCAGGCCGUGGGGCGAGGGGGGCGGUGGAAGCGCACCCCGGCCCCGUUUGGGCUGCGGGGGCCGCUCCCGACCCGCAGCCGGGCGCUGCCGGCGGGCGCCGAGCUGCGGGACCGCCCGGGAGGAAGCACGUGUCCCGUCACCGAGGGACACAACGAGCGGCUGGAGCAGCUGCGCAGGCUGCGGCGCGCGUGGAAAAAGCUGUAUUUUUAUAAAUUAAACAAAACCCUCCCCCAAUAAUAAACCCGA